Paramuricea clavata is the source of this 2185-nucleotide messenger RNA. The record is from the annotation of a GenBank genome assembly. NCBI's taxonomy places the organism in Eukaryota, Metazoa, Cnidaria, Anthozoa, Malacalcyonacea, Plexauridae.
AUGUUUUUCAAACGAAAAACUUGUGCAUAUGAAAGUAAAGGAAUUGGACGACCUGUUUGUCAUGAUGCACACGGUAUUAGCCAAAAUUACUUGUUAGAACUGGAUGAUGAUGAUGAAAUAAGACAAGCUAUUGAGUGGUUUGAUAUACAUGAUGAAGAAGUAUUCACAUUCAAACAAAGCAUUGUUGACUAUUUACAUGAAGCAAAGGGGCACUUAAAAGAAGAAUUCUCCAGAAGCUCGGUGAAAUCGAAGUACUCUCAGUCGAGUCGUUCGUAUGCAUCCGGGUCUUCCAACCGAUCACAAUUAAUUCAAGCUAAAGCUAAAACAGCUUCACUAGAAGCUAAGGCAGCAUUUUUUAAAGAAAGUCAAGCUCUAGAGAUGGCGGCUGAGGAACUUGAACUAAAGCGAAUGAUUGCGCAAGCGAAAGCCGAGGAAAAGGUUUAAGAACAGUUUGAACACGAAGAAUGUAAUCAAUUUGAAGAGUCGAACAGUAAAUUUGCUACUAGCCAAGUAAAUUAUACCCCUGCACCUUAUAGUUAUACAGUUAAACCUACAGCAGUUGGUAAUGGUUCGCUGGAUCUUUCUGAGUCAACACCAGUAUUGAAGAGUAAAACAAUUCGUACAAGCCCAAUACCACAGCCUACUGCGAUAAAUUACAAACAUGCAGAGUCCUUGAGCACUAAAACACCUUCCAUUCCCAAACCUGUAACAACCAGUACAAGUAAGAAAGAAAACCUCUCUAAAAUAAAUCCAGAAGCCUUACCAUUCGUCUUUAAGCAAGAUAAACGAACAGAACCUCAGAGCCCUAUUGAACGGUUGUAUUUCCUAGAUCAAUAUACCACCGGAAAAGCGAAAGAGGUUAUUAAAGGUUGUAUUCAAAUCAAACAAAUGAAAUCGAAUGAUUCGUAUGGUCAAGCUAAAGCCUUGCUAAAGAAACACUUUGGAGAUCCUUUCAAAUUGGCCUUCACUGAUGGCCAUUUAGUAAGCUUUGCGAUGUAAGCAUCACAAAGCUUACUAAAUGGCCAUCUGUGAAGGCCAGAGAUGGACAGCGUUUACAAGGGUUUGCUAUUGCAUUGGAUCCAACAAGCUAAGAACACAACAACUGGCCUGCCGUACAGGGAUGAUCUAAAUACUGCCCAAGUUUCACGUCAGUUAUGGGAAAAGUUACCUCUAUAUUUAAGAAGCAAAUGGACAGAGCGAGCAAGUAGGAUAAGAAGUACACAGAGUAGAAAUGCAACCUUUAGCGAGUUCUCUAAGUUCGUCACAGAGCAAGCUGAAUUGGCUAUAGACCCAGUGUUUUCGGAAGAAUUCUCGGAAAAGUUGAAUUAAGAAAGCAAGGAUAAAUCCGGUGACGGCGACGAUAUCGACAGGGCAAGGGUAUUAGAACCUUUUGAACGAAGCUAGGGAAAAGGAAGAAAACAAAGGACGUGUUAAGAACUGCACAUUGUGUUCGAGGCCACAUGAUUUAAAUGAGUGUGAAGAAAUUGGCAAGAAAACUCUUCCCCAACGCAAGGACCUUAUUAGGGAAAAGGGACUAUGUUUUGGAUGUUUGAAACCAGGACAUAUUUCUAGCAAAUGUAAUGAUAAGCUAGUAUGCAAGACGUGCGAGAAGAAACAUCCUUCUGCACUACAUGACCCUUUUUGGAAGCCAAAGUCCAAUAAGCUCCAAACUACGCCCAAAGAAAACGUUGAAAAGAAUGAACAAGAAAAAAUAAACAGUGGACUUACUGCGUGCAGUAUUAUUGGGGCUGUUGACGUUCCUGUCAACAUGGGUAUUGUACCUGUCUGGUUACACUACAAGAGUGAACCUAAGAAGAGAAUCAAAGUGUAUGCUUUAUUGGACAACGGAAGUGGCGGAACGUUUAUUAAGACAGAAACGAUGGAAAGGCUUGGUAUCGACUGUGAGGACACUGCGUUGGUGCUAACAACCAUGCACAGAACUCAAGAGAUUGAAACUAAGGUGGUUAAUGGCCUAGUAGCCGCAAAUUGCCAGAAAGAAGAUGUACAUCUGGAUCUACCGAAAAGUUACGCGAGAGAACAAAUACCGACAGAUCGAGAAGAAAUAACACGACCAGAAGUAGCUGAAAGGUUUCAUCACCUGCAGAAGAUAAGCGAACCGCUGACACCCUAUAUAGAGGACGUAGAAGUUAGUCUACUCAUUGGCCUGAACUGCCCAAAAACCUGA